AUGCCCCGACCCCCACCGCCCGACGUCGCCCCGCCGCUCGACGCCUGGAACCGAACCACCCCGCCGCCCCGGUCGCUGGAUCCUCGCCGCCCGGAGCUCGACGCGCCUCCACCUUCGAGGGACUGCCUCCUCUUCGUCACCGUCGCCCCCGACGUCGCUGCCUCGCCCCGCCACAUCAUCGCCGGACUGCUCCUCGUCUCCGCCGCUCGUCCCCAUCCUCCUCCCCAACAAGCCUCGCCGCCCCAGAUCCCCUGCAAUGGGGGUGAGCAACGCCCCCUCUUCUUUCCCCUCUCGUCCGGUCGCCGCCCACGGCAGUCCCACUCCGCCCAUGCCCGAGCCCCGCCUAGCUACACCUCACCACUGCCGCUGCCGAGCGAGGCCGCCGUCGCCUCGGGGCCCUGCUCGCCGUGCCCGACCUCUCUCCUCGGCGUCCACAGCGCCGCUCCGGCGUCGUCCUCGCGCUCGCUGCGGCCUCCUUCCCCACGCGCAGGCGACGCCCCACGCCCAUGGCCACCUCUGGCGCUCCGGCGCCCGCGCCCUGCUCCUCCCCUUUUGCCCUGCUGUGGCCUCACUGCUGCCACGCCGGCGAACCCUCCCCCCUUGCCGUGGCCCCAACUAGCUGCGUCCAUUUUUUUAAUCUUUUGGGCAUGGGCCCCGUUCGUUAGUGGCACAGGGGCCUUAAAGGGGUGGGGCAAGUUAACGGGCAGGCGUGGGCGCUGGCGACCGCACCCGAGGCCGCCAGAGGCGAGGCCAGAGGGCGCGACCGGGGUCGUGGAGCCGGGAGCGGACGUGGCUGGCCAUCGACGGGCGGCAGCGGCGGCGAGCGGAGUGGUGGCCAGUAGGCGGGAGCAGCGGCAGGAGGCGACGGCGGUAGGCGGCGCGAGGACGGCGGCGGCCGGCGCGGCGAAGCAACAACGACGGCGGCAGGGCGGCGCGGUGCUAGGAGGAGGCAGGUGCAAGGGAUGGCCCGAGCGGCAGAGCUCCGGCGGGCACACGGUCACGGGACAGAGCGGGGCGCGGCCGGCGGAUGCAGCAGAACAGCAGCGAGCGGGCGCGGGCUGA
This is a messenger RNA of Aegilops tauschii subsp. strangulata, 1062 nucleotides long. The record is from RefSeq and is a predicted model, not a curated record. NCBI's taxonomy places the organism in Eukaryota, Viridiplantae, Streptophyta, Magnoliopsida, Poales, Poaceae.